This is a messenger RNA of Fonsecaea nubica, 960 nucleotides long. RefSeq lists its product as hypothetical. Bases 1 to 960 code for a protein of 319 amino acids. The transcript has 3 exons. NCBI's taxonomy places the organism in Eukaryota, Fungi, Ascomycota, Eurotiomycetes, Chaetothyriales, Herpotrichiellaceae. Gene Ontology annotation, molecular function: RNA binding. The record is from RefSeq and is a predicted model, not a curated record.
AUGAAGGGCCAGGUUUUCCCUACGCCGUUGCGCAUCGCGCUUUCUCACUUCCAGACCUUCCGUUAUCUCCUCUUCAAGAACAUACUCCUCUACAAGACUGGAGUCGAGCCUACAAAAUCUGCUCCCCGUGCUGCAGAAUCGGCAAAUAUCACCGAAGCUACAGAUGAAUCCCUUCCGGCUGCGGUGAUCAAUGAAAAGCUCACAGCUGAGUCUGGUCCUGCACCGACCGGUUCUGCGCCAGCAGUUGCAGAGACCGCCAAUGCAACCGAAGCAACAGAGGAGGCAUUGCCUGCUGCCGAGACGGGCGAAAAGUUGGCAGCUGAUGCAAAAUCUACACCUUCCCAGUCAGCAACCCUGAGCCAUGCUAGCAUGUUUGACCGGAAGCCCACACUAUACAUUGGCAACUUGUUCUUCGAUGUUACUGAAAGCGACCUCGUUAAAGAAUUCGCCCGCUUCGGACCUGUAACCAAGUGCAAGAUUGUUCGAGACAGCCGUGGCUUGAGCAAAGGAUUCGGAUAUGUCGACUUCUCAACACAAGAGGCUGCAGACGCAGCUAUGGAGCGUCUCAACAUGUCGCUCUUCGAAGGUCGUCGCAUCACAGUCCAGUAUGCUGCGCGCCCGAGCGGCGUACUUGACAACCAGAACGUCGAGCGCAAGCCGCUCAACCCUCCUUCCAAGACUCUCUUCAUUGGCAAUAUGUCCUUCGAAAUGACCGAUCGUGACCUCACGAAUUUGUUCCGUGGUAUUAGAAAUGUCAUCGAUGUCCGGGUGGCCAUUGAUCGACGCACCGGGCAACCGAGAGGAUUUGCGCAUGCUGACUUCAUUGAUGUCAAGAGCGCCAUGGAAGCAAUGAAGGUGUUGCAAGAGAAGGAGAUCUACGGCCGGAGAUUGAGAGUCGAUUUCUCAUACUCGUCAGCGAACAGGGCUCCAAGGAACGAUCCGCCUGCUGAGAAUAACUAG